Molecule: messenger RNA, 7293 nt
Organism: Cricetulus griseus (Chinese hamster)
Lineage: Eukaryota; Metazoa; Chordata; Mammalia; Rodentia; Cricetidae
Source: RefSeq, a predicted model, not a curated record
AGCGGACGGCCGAUGAGGAGUCACUGGACGGAGAGGGGCCCGGCGGCGCGGACGCGGCGGAGGACAGCAGCAGCACAAAGAGGGACGGGCAGACCCCUCGGGCCUCCGGAGCCCCCGCACCACCCAGAGGGCUACCGACACCGUCCCCACCGCAGGGCAGCCCCCAAGACCAGCACCACUUCCUCAGGUCCAGCGUGCGUCCACAGAGCAAGAGGCCCAGGAAGGACGCGCCCUGCGCUGUGGGCACUGGUGGUGCCAGUGGUUCCGGGCCGCGCGGAAAAGGAGGUGACGGCGCAACAUCUUCUGGAAACAUAUCUGUGGUUGCUCCUGCCACCCCUGCAGGAGGUUCUCGCUCCUCUUCCCGGAACUUAGGAUCUUCAGGGCCUGAGAAGGAAGAAGGAAAGAAGGUCCGGAGACAAUGGGAGUCAUGGAGCACAGAGGACAAGAACACCUUCUUUGAGGGACUAUAUGAGCAUGGAAAAGACUUUGAAGCCAUUCAGAACAACAUUGCUCUAAAAUACAAGAAGAAGGGCAAACCUGCAAGCAUGGUGAAGAACAAAGAGCAGGUCCGGCAUUUCUACUACCGCACCUGGCACAAGAUUACCAAGUACAUUGACUUUGACAAUGUGUUCUCUCGAGGGCUAAAGAAAUCAUCCCAGGAACUCUAUGGUCUUAUCUGCUAUGGAGAGCUACGAAAGAAGAUCGGGGGUUGUAUGGAUGACAAGAAUGCAACAAAGUUGAAUGAGCUCAUUCAGGUUGGGGCCACCACAGUACGUUAUAAAGGGAGAAAUCUGCGGAUCAAGGCACCCAUGUGUCGAGCCCUAAAGAAACUCUGCGAUCCAGAUGGUCUAAGUGAUGAAGAGGACCAGAAGCCAGUGCGCCUACCCCUGAAAGUUCCUGUAGAACUUCAACCACGGAACAACCAUGCCUGGGCACGAGUACAGAGCCUGGCCCAGAACCCACGUCUCAGGAUGAUUGUGGAGCUACAUCGAAAAGUCUCUAGUCUCAUUGAGUUCUUGAAGCAGAAGUGGGCACUCCAUGAAGUGCGAAUUCGGAAGACACUUGAGGAGAGGCAGCUGCAGGGCUCAAGCACAGCACAGACCCAGGAGAAGGUGGCAUUGCACUUGUUCCCAGGCGAGAAUUGUACACUGACACCACUGCCGGGCGUGGCCCGUGUGGUUCACUCCAAGGCCUUCUGCACUGUACACUGGCAAGAGGGUGGCCGGUGCAAGCAGGGCACCAAGGACACACACUCGCUGCCUCCAGCCCAGAUCCUGGGCAUCCAGAGUGGUCAGGGAAUAGCCCGGGGCCAAGUGAAGUGCCAGAGGGGCAGUGCUGAAGGCAAGGGUGGGAGCCGGCUCCUUCCUAAUGCAGAUGCUUCACAGAGUUCAGGGGAGAGUUCCCCCGAGAGUGCUCCUGGAGAGGGGGCAGUUCCAAGUCUGAGCAGCUCGGAUGCCCCUGACAGGCCUCCUCAUGGGCACCAGGACUCUGGCCCACAGCUUGAGAAGACUCCUUUAGCAGCCCUUGCAGUAGGUGGGGACAGCCCCAUUCAAGAAUCUGGGACCCUGCCAUGUUCCUGCGGCCAUCCCCCAGAUUUGGAAGAUGAACUCUCACUCCUUGACCCUUUUCCCCGAUACCUGAAGUCUUGCCAGGAUCUCAUCAUUCCAGAGCAGUGCCGCUGUGCAGACACACAGUCUGGGAGAGAGCACCCUCUGGGCAGGGUAGCUUCCCCAGAGGCCCUCAUGCCUAGCAGCAAAGAGGUUGCUGACAGUGGUCCCCCUGGCCUGGACCCUCAAACUGGCACCGAUCCUCAACUUGACCCCAGGCUUCUGCCAGAUAUUUGUACUAAAGAGCUGGCAGAUGUAUCUCCUGAAGAGGCCCAGGAGAAAGGGAGCACCUCAGAACCUCUGUUGUCUCAGGGACAGCCUGCUGCCAGGCCUUCAAAGGAAGUCCCUGCCACCCAGCUGGCCCAGCAGCUGCGUGAAGAGGGCUGGAGCUUGCAGACCUCUGAGAGCCUCACUCUGGCUGAAGUCUACCUCAUGAUGGGCAAGCCAAGCAAGCUGCAGCUGGAGUAUGACUGGCUGGCUGUGCUGGGCCCUGAGAACCAGGCGCCCACAGCACAGAGCCAGACUGUCCUACCCCGUUCUCCACCCUCAGCCCUCCACCAGCAGCGCCUCCUUAACUGCCUCCUGAGGCUUAUCUCCACUGAAGUCCACCCCAAGAUGGCUUUUGAAGCAAACACAGCAUCAACAGCCCCAGUCAGGCCCACCCAGGAGGAACAGUCUACAACCCCCCCAGGGAAGGUAGUGACCAUCAGCUCUCGGAGUCCCCGCUGCUCUCGAAACCCAUCAGCCCUCCGAAGCAGCAAGACUUUCCCAUCUGGUUCUGCACCUUGUUCCCCAGGUUUGAGAAAUCCCCCAAGGCCUCUUUUGGUGGCUGGUUCCUCCAGCACAGGAAGUGGUGACUCAGAUGGUGGCCUCUUUGCUGUCCCAACGACUUUGCCACCCAAUAGUCGACAUGGAAAGCUCUUCUCUCCCAGUAAGGAGGCGGAACUGACUUUUAGGCAGCACCUGGACUCCAUCAGCAUACAGUCAGACUUUUUCUCACCAAAGCCCAAGAAACUACGGAAACGGCACUUACGAAAGCCACUGGUGGUCCAGAGGACACUGCUCCCUAGACCCUCUGAAAACCAGUCCCACAAUGUGUGCUCCUUCUCCAUCCUGUCUAAUUCUCCUAUAGCCGGCAGAGGCUGGUUUCGGCCCAUCCAGUCUUCUCUUACCAAAGCAGCUCUGUCUCGACCAAUAGUGCCCAAGGUCCUCCCAUCUCAGGCCACCAGUCACCUGCCCAGUGCCAUCGACUUAGCAGCUCAAAGUGCUGGCAUCAUCCCUGAAAGUCCUUUGCCAGUUUUAGAUACCGAUGGUUCAUCUGGCAUUUCUGCACUGUCUUCAGAACAAGUAACCACUGCCAUCUCGGGGCAGAGUGACACUGGACCACACCAGAACAGAGACCCUGUUACUUCCGUAAGGGGCAAUAGUGACCCCUUUAUCAGCGUUCCAAGACCAGAGCAGGAGCCAAUGACAGACGGUUUCCAGGGAUCAUCUGUUCUGUGCUUACCUGAGCUGCCCAAGGCUCAUCUCCAGAAUGGCCUUUCCACACCUUUACCCUCAUCAGAGAGCUCCAGCACCAGGCUUUCCCCACCCAAUGUUUCUGCACUGCUGGACAUAUCCCUACCUGGCCCACCUGAAGAUGCUCUCUCACAGGGAGAACCUGCCACACAGAUCAGUGACUCCAUCAUUGAGAUUGCCAUCAGCUCUGGCCAGUACAGUGAAGGAGUCCCUCUUUCUCCAGCAAAACUGAAUGGCAGUGACAGUUCCAAGAGUCUUCCCUCCCCAUCCAGCAGCCCCCAGCCCAACUGGAUUGCCUCUCCCACUCAUGACCCACAGUGGUACCCUAGUGACUCCACAGAUUCCUCCCUCAGCAGCUUGUUUGCCAGCUUCAUAUCUCCAGAGAAGAGCAGGAAGAUGCUACCAACUACUGUUGGGGCCAACAGCGGCACAUCUUUGCUUGGUCCUAGCUUGUUGGACGGAAAUUCAAGGGAUUCUUUUGUGUCCAGGUCUCUUGCUGAUGUUGCAGAAGUGGUAGAUUCCCAGUUGGUGUGCAUGAUGAAUGAAAACAGCAUUGACUACAUAUCUCGAUUUAAUGACCUGGCCCAAGAGUUGUCCAUCAAUGAGCCUAGCCGCCGAGAAGUUCUUUUUGAUGGUGGAGGAGGUGGUAAUCCUGUUGGUGACCUCUCUCAGUGACUGUGCCUUGUGACUGUGACAUGGGCAUCCUGGAAUCCACAAGGGAAGUCUACAGGGCUGGCCCAUGAAACUGUCUUCACAGAGAGAGUCAAGCCCAGAAUCCCCAGGAGACAGUGAACCAGAGCACCUCUAACAGCAUACGAUAUGCAGCCCAUAGGAGCUGAUCAUGGCCUGUCCCCAACAAGCAGGAGCAGUACCAUACACAGAGGCCUUCUCAGAGAAUGAGCUCUGAGAAGAGUAGACAUCAGAAAUUCUUUUGGUAUCAGAGUCCUUACAGUCCUGUUGCCUGUGUGGCAGUCCCCAACUGUAUGACUGCCUGUUAAACCUUCCAGAGGGUGGUCUCCUUGCAAGAGACAUGCCUGGUGUUCAUUUUUGUCUUGGGAGCUGUUAGUUAGCCUGUGUGCAGGGAGGCCACAGCCACUGCUGCUUUCUUCUGAUAUCCUUUUCUCCACUUGGCUGUUCUGUCUUAUGGGUCUUGCUUGAUGGUUUCUGCGAGCUAAUACACUUCCUGGAUAUCUUGACCAUGAAGCAGAAAAGGGUCCCAGAGUCAGGUAGCUAGCAGAGGUUUGGUUCUUCCUGGCGUAAGAAGGGUGAAAGAAAGUAUGUCUUGCAGGUUGUAUGGGUGUUUUAUAGGAUCUUACAAAGCUGGUUGAAAAUGGUUUUCUUGUGGUUUAAGAAUUGGGAGACAUGGACAAGGAAUAGUAAGAGUCUUUUAUCUAAGUGGUUCUGCUCUCUUCCUAUGCUAAAUGCCCAGUUCUUUCUAGGUGACCUAAGAUACCAUUCUUCUCUGCUUACUUGCCCCCCACCCCCCCCACCCCGCCCAACCAAUCCAUUGCUAUUAUCUACAGCUAAAGCUUUUGUGCGUGCUCUAAUUUUUCAUGUGUUACUCCUGGUGUCUGAGGGUUGUCUUUGCCCCAGGCUGCCUCUCUUCCUGUUCUGGGACGUCUGAAGCAGGGUUCAGAUGUCAGUGUGGUGAGAGCUCACCACUUGGUGGUAUUUUAGCAGCUUUCUUCUAGAGCCCAGCGGUGGUCAGCAGUCAUGAUUGUGGCUAACCUGUUUAGAAUGGUUCCAACAAGAGUUUCAUCCCCUUCCUUUGCCCUCAGUAGAUCCUUGCAACACAGUCACUCCUGCUAGACCCCAUAUGUUCUGGGUGAACAGGUGACACCAUCUCACUGCUUACUCUCCACACAGCAGCCAAGGCUGACAGGUUCUUUUCUUUCUUUUUCUUAAAUUUUUUCUUUUCUCUUCUCUUCUCUUCUCUUCUCUUCUCUUCUCUUCUCUUCUCUUUUCUUUUCUUUUCUUUUCUUUUCUUUUUGUAUAUCCCUGCCUGAUUGUUCUGUAACUCAAUCUCUAGACCAGGCUGGCCUGGAACUCAUCUCUGCUUCCCAAGUGCUAAGAUUAAAGGCAUGUGUCACCACAUCUGGCUUGACAGUCCUGAAACUGCCACCUCUGCUCUCUACCUGUUCUCUCCUUAUUUGCAGAGUAGUCCUUAAGACCAGCUCAGGCCCUUCCUCUGUCUGUCUGCAAUGAAGAAAGGGUUGGAAACCUCCCUGGUGGGACACUGAUCCAGUUGUCUCACCAUCUACUACAAACCUUAGAAUACAGGCUCCACUGCAGGAACUGAGAGGAUAGGUGACUCUUGACAGCAAAUUUCUUCACCUCCUAGGAUCCUCCUGUCCCUGGUGCUGGUAAAGGACUGGCCCCAGAUCCUGGCGUAUAAAAACCCCUAGGUCUGGUAAGUCUAAAACUCUUAGAGGAUGAGGAGAGCAGCAAUCAGUCUGUUAGGAAAGACUGGUGAAGUCACUAGUGUGUCUUUACCCAAUCAUGUGUUUGCAGCACUGCCUUACUUAGCUCAAGUUAUUUAGGUCUUGGGACAGUAGCACAGUUACGAUAUCAGGCUCAACUCAGGCCAUUGCUAGCUGCCCUUCCACUGUUUCAAGCAGACUCUCCCACAUUAAGUAUAGGUGCUUGUAACAUCCUGGUAACUGAGCAUAUAUAGUACUAGGCAGUUCAGUGCCUGAACUGAUUCCCACUGGGCAAUCAAUGCCUUGAGGCACACAUUACUCUGUGUCUUCUAGAAGGAAUUGAGGUUGCCUUGAGGAGCAGAGCCUACAGCCCUUGUCACCUAGCAUCAGGCAGGAGUGGAAUGGCCUGACUCGUUACUACGGGGAAACUGGCAGGAUUCCAGAAUAUUCCACUGCUUUUUUAACAGGCAGGCAGACACAUUUGCUCAUCAUCACCAUAUUAAUCACUUGUAGCAGAAAAUCAAUGGGUAUAACUUCUCCCAUCCUAAUCAAAUAUCCAUACAUAAAACUGAAAACUGUUAAAGGUUGGAGAUUUUUAAAAACAGCAAGGAAGCCUCCUGGGUUCUUCGUCUUUCUCUGCCUUUCCUUCAGUUUUGAUGGUUCAUGUUCACCUAGGGCUUCCAAUGUGCAUGGGAACUUAGUGUGAUAAACAUGAGAUCUGUUUUACACACACACACACACACACACACACACACACACACACACGGUCUCUGUGGCCUUGGCUAUCCUUGAACUCACAGAUAUUCGACAGCCUCUGCCUCGUAUAUUCUGUGAUUAAAGUCAUGCGCCACCACCGCCCAGCUGAGAACAUUUUUUUGUUAAUACUAAUGUCUUAGACUUUUUGUUGAUUGUCUUUUCAAAAGAUUGAGAUGCAGUAUCUCUGGUGCUUGGCGUGGAUUGUGUCCUAUAGAAGAUGCUCAGGCAAGUUGAAGUUCAUAUAUCCUGUAAAGGCAUAGUGUACUUGCUCAGGGAAUAUGACUUUGGCGACAUUUCAUCUGUUGGUCAACCUUUUUUCCCCACCCUGUUCUUUUUUCAUUCCUUGUGGCCUCACUGCUAGGGGAAGUCUCAUUCAAUUUAAUAGCAUUUUAACCAGACCACAUUAUUAGAAAUGGUCAAAACAAGUUUAGAGAGAAAUUGUUUCAUGUACUUUUUAAACAGAUCUGCCAGAUGCAUUCAUGAGGAAAUACCAUACUUUGUCUUAAUUUAAAAAAAAAAAAGGAAAAAUCAAUUUUAAAGACAUAAAAAAAGGAAAGAAACCCACAGAGGAUACUGUUCCAAGAGGAUAGCCUGAUGAGGUCAGUCCAGUUUUGGAAGCACUGCACCAGUCCAAAGCCUUACUAGUUAGUAAAAUACGCUGGCAGGAGGGGCGCAGCCGGCAGGCAGAACUCAGUGCUGUUUGCUUUGAUAAUCGUUAAGCCAUAUCAUCUGAGGUUUCCGGCUUGAGAUGUGAAUUUGUUUUAUAGACUAUAAAUAUACAGUGUAUGUAUAAAGCAGAAUGCCUGUCCUUCUGAUUAUUUUUUGUACCAUAUUGUAAAUUACAUUAUUUAUUCUUUACCAAUUUUUUGGGAAUAAAAGGUGUUUUGGUUAUUUAAUAUAAUAAACAAAAACUGUUAAACUUCAGCCAAAAUUUCCAGUUCAGCUUGUAAAUGUUUUUAUUGUGCAUAAAUACAUACUAAUACUUGAUCUAA